UGCUGCCUUUUUCCUCCCCCCUCCUUCGCAGUUCAAUCCUCUCCAUAUACAGCUGAUUUUUCUCUCUCGCUCUCUCUUUGCCAUUUCGUUGCCUGCUUAAGGUUCUUUGAUCGGAAAUGGAAUACGAAGAAAGCUACCUGCAAGCAAAAAGGCCCAAAUACGAUUGCCUCUUGUUUGAUCUUGAUGACACCCUUUAUCCCCUUAGUUCUGGUAUUGCAUCUGCAUGUGGCAAGAACAUUCAAGAUUACGUGGUUGAAAAGCUUGGCAUAGAAGAGAGCAAAAUCACUGCAUUGGGUAAUCUUCUGUACAAGAACUAUGGAACAACCAUGGCAGGUCUCAGGGCUAUUGGCUAUGACUUUGACUAUGAUGAAUACCACAGUUUUGUUCAUGGGAGACUACCCUAUGAGAAGUUAAAACCAGAUCCUCUUUUAAGGCAUCUUUUGAUGACUCUGCCUAUUCGGAAAGUUAUCUUUACAAAUGCAGACAAGGUCCAUGCGCUUAAAUGUCUUAACAGGCUUGGGUUAGAAGACUGUUUCGAAGGGAUUAUCUGCUUUGAGACCCUAAAUCCUACUCACAAGAGCACUGUUUCUGAUGAUGAGGAUGACAUUGCGUUUGUGGGAUCAAGGGCUGAUGAUUCUGUAGCUAAUAACAGUAAUCCUAAAAUUUUUGACAUUAUAGGACAUUUUACUGAACCAAACCCAAGUACUGAAUUACCAAAGACACCCGUUAUAUGCAAACCAUCUGAAGCAGCCAUAGAGAGAGCUCUCAAGAUGGCUAACAUUAAUCCUCAAAGAACUUUGUUCUUUGACGAUAGCGUCCGCAACAUCCAGGCCGGAAAGAACGUAGGCCUACACACUGUACUGGUUGGCAAAUCUCAAAGGGUCAAAGGCGCGGAUUAUGCCCUAGAGAGCAUCCACAAUAUCAAGGAAGCAUUACCGGAGCUUUGGGAGGCUGAGAUAAAAUCAGAAGUUGGUUACUCAGGCAAUGUUGCAGUUCAUGCAUCAGUGACAGCUUAGAAUUGAACAUAUGUUGUUAAUUAUCAGUAUCAUGACAAAUGAUAGGAGAAAUAUUGCUAGUGGGAAUCCUACCAUCCCCAGUUUCUCAAAUCACUAUUCAUAUGGUGUAGAUGUUCUGUUCUGUUCUGUUCUGUUCAUAAUUUUAAUGUCAAUAAAAAUAAUUCAUCUUCCUUGGCGUA
This is a messenger RNA of Tripterygium wilfordii, 1195 nucleotides long. RefSeq names its product suppressor of disruption of TFIIS-like. Lineage: Eukaryota; Viridiplantae; Streptophyta; Magnoliopsida; Celastrales; Celastraceae. The coding region runs from base 117 to 1016 and encodes 299 amino acids. The record is from RefSeq and is a predicted model, not a curated record. The transcript is spliced from 7 exons.